Molecule: messenger RNA, 3029 nt
Organism: Cuculus canorus (common cuckoo)
Lineage: Eukaryota; Metazoa; Chordata; Aves; Cuculiformes; Cuculidae
Gene: PWWP3A
Product: PWWP domain containing 3A, DNA repair factor
Exons: 15
Coding region: 193-2466 (757 amino acids)
Source: RefSeq, a predicted model, not a curated record
CACUGAUUGGCCGCGGCGAGUGCCGCGCGUGCGCAGUGGUGGGUGGCUGGCUCUGAUAAGAAGGGCGGUGGUGUGGCCUCUUGUCUGCGCGGCGCUCGCCCGCGCAGGACCGCAUUCCAGCACGCAGAGGGAGCUUCGCUCUUUGGCUUCAACACGCUAGGAUUUUCCUUUUCUGUGUGAAGCACAGUCACGAUGGAUCAAGAGUAUGUCCUUUGCACAUGGAAGAAGCGUUUAUGGCCAGCAAAGGUUUUGUGCAAAACUGGAAUUCCUAGGAAAACAUCUGUUAAUAAUGCAAAGGAGACCUCUUUCACAGUUGAAAUACUUGGCUUGAAAGAACGCAUCCACGUGAGCUGUGCCGAUGCUGUGCCACUGAAGGAGGAAUGUAUAGAAACCAUUGCCUCUAAGCUAGAUCAAAGAAAUAAUUCAAGUGAGGCUGUAGAAGAACUGAAAUAUCGCUGUUCUCUUAAAAUUGCCCUGGAUAUUUUGCAUCAAAAUGGCUCAGCUGGACCGGUUCCACCUUCAGAAGAAGGAGCAAAUACACCAUUAGCCCAGGAGAACAACACAGGAUCUCUCUCAUUAACUCCCUUACGUAGAGGUCGAUCACUCUUUAACCCUAAGGAAAAGGUAGAGCCUGAGACUUCCAAGAGGAAAAGAGAACAAAAAACCAGCCCCAACCUGGCGAUUGAGGCAAAAAAGCAAAAAUUGAAAGGUUCUUUUGUUUUGGAGGAGAGCACCAAAGCGCAUGGAAGUGGAACAAACACUUCCAAGUGUAGUACUAGGGGCUCGCAUGAGGUAUUGAACUCAGAUAGGCAAAACUAUAGAACACCAGAAUCAAAAUCACCUCCAGGACAGAAAAAUAUCAAGCCCAAGUUGGAGACAAAGUCCAAAUCAGGAAGUAAAAACUCCCUGAAGGCCAAGGAGGGAAAAAGUAAGCAAGGAAGAAAAUCCCUGAGAGGAUCAGAGCCACCUGUAUCAUGUAAGAAUGAUUUCCCUGAGGAUCAAGCCCAGUCCUGUGCUGAGGAAUGGUCUCCUCUGUCCAUCCCCUGCAAGCCUGACACUGUCAGAGCGACAAACACCAGGAGGCAACCUAGAAGGACGUUACAAGAUUCCUCUGGUCAAAGUGCCUUGGGUGGCUUGGAAAAAUGCAGCAGGAGUGAGACUGAAAGUCUAGCAAAGCAUUUAGAUGGAAGAAAAAAGUCAGCAAGUUUAAAACAGAUUAAUGGAGAACACGAAACUGGUGCAGCUGCAUCCUCGUACAGAAAAACUAAAUGCAGGAAUUGCCCCAAAUCUUCAUCUGGGCCUUCUGACAGCUUCCUCUUACAGCAUAAAGAGGAGGAAAAUAAGAACAACUCAUCUGUGGCUGUGAAUAAAGUAAAGCAGUUUCAGCUGCCUGACUUUGAGGAAGAUGAAGGACUGGAACCAUCGGACCUGUCUUCUAAGAUAGUUUCCCCAGAGAGUCUUUCUCGUCUCUCGCCUCUGGUAGAUGAAGAGGAGGAGGAUGAAGAACUUCCUAGUAUUUUAUCACAUCAAGAACCGCAGUCGAUUGAAGAAGGGAUUUUGGUGUGGUGCAAGCUGCGACGGUAUCCAUAUUGGCCAGCAGUGGUAAAAACGGUGAGGCGGAAGCAGAGGAAGGCAUGUGUGCUAUUCAUAGAAGGGAAUACAAAUAACAAGAAAAAAGGUUUCUCAGUGCCUCUCAAGAACCUGAAGCACUUUGAUUGUGAAGAAAAGCAAGACUUCAUAGAGCGAGCCAAAGAAGACUAUCGCCAAGAAAUAGAGUGGUGCAUUCGCCUGAUUUCUGACUAUCACAUUAGAGUAGGUUGCCAUUCUUUUACGGGAUCCUUCUUGGAGUAUUUUGCUGCCGAUAUCAGCUACCCAGUUAGGAAGGAAGCUUAUCAUGGUUCAGCCCAAAUGACCUUUCCAAACACGGCAGAGGAAGGUGUUGAAGAGUCCUCAUCAGAAACUUCACCUCAGAAACCCUGCAAGAAACUUCUUCCUGACAGGACGAGAGCUGCUAGGGAUAAAGCAAAUAAAAAGAUAGUGGAGUUCAUUGUGAAGACUAAGGGGGCCGAAGAACAUCUUUUGGCUAUUUUGAAAAGCAGGAAACAAUCCCGGUGGCUGAAGGAAUUCUUGAAUUCCAGUCAGUAUGUGACCUGUGUUGAGACAUAUUUAGAGGAUGAGGAACAAUUAGACCUUGUAGUGAACUACUUGAAGGAAGUAUAUAGUGAAAUAGACACUAAAAACCUGCACCAAAUACAUGGAGAUGGGAUAAAAUUCAUUUCGGAUGUCCUUCUGCCUGAAGCCAUCAUUUAUGCGAUUUCUGCUGUGGAUGACAUUGAUUACAAGAAGGCAGAAGAGAAAUACAUAAGAGGACCCUCUGUAAGCAAAAGAGAGAGAGAAAUAUUUGAUGAAGAAAUCUUAAGAAGAAAAAAGUGGAAGGAGGAUCAAUCAUCCCAAGACAGCGUCUGAGCAUCGGUGUCAGCGCCCUGAGUUACAGGCACUGGGUGUACACAAUGACAUCAUUAUUUGUAUAAAGAUGUAAUUCUUGCUUUCUAAAACCUGUGUAUGUUUCCAUGAGAUGUGGCUGUUACUCUACUGCGCUGCUCUCGGCCACAGUUGUGUCUGCAGUCCUGACUCUCGAUUCUGUGCCUCAGAGCUGCACAUGACUUCCCUGCUCCGGCUGUGUGGAACUUCUCCGUAAAAGAGGGUGCAAACCGUGUGGGAACACAGUGGCACGCCUGUGCCCCUUCCUGCUGGAACUUGUAAAGCUGCAGGUGUUUUUGCAGAGCUUUCUGAUAUCCCACUACAUUCUGUGUGGAUUAGUUUGGCCAAAUAUCUGAUGAAGGAAGGGCUGUGUCCUAAGAAAAGCAGGUACUGUUCAAUUACAUAGUCUGAUUUUCCUGCUGCUGAAUGCUUGCAGUAUUCCAAUCUGAAAACACCCCCAGUGGGUUGACUGUUCCUGCUUUACCUGUCUCAAAGUGUGGGCAAUAAAGCUGGUACCGCAUCAUACAACCGCAAUAAAGGCUUUGUGU